AUGCCAAAAAUCAGUGCGGGUGAGAAGGCGCUCAAUGAGCUGGGCUACAAGCUGGGUCAGACCUUAGGGGAGGGCAGUUUCUCAAAGGUGAAAGCAGCCACCUCUACCAAACACAAAGUCCCCCUGGCCAUUAAGGUGGUGGAUAGGCGACAAGCCCCCCCAGCCUUCGUGUACAAAUUCCUGCCCCGGGAGCUUUCCAUUCUACGCAGGAUCCGUCACCCCAACAUCGUGCACAUCUUUGAGCUCAUCGAGGUGUGCGAUGGGAAGCUCUACAUCGUGAUGGAGGCGGCAGCCACCGACCUUCUGCAGCUGGUGCAGAAAAUGGGCAAGAUGCCCUGCGUCCCUGAAGCCCGCGACAUCUUCGCACAGAUUGUGGGGGCUGUGCGCUACCUGCACGAUCGCAAUCUGGUGCACAGGGACCUGAAGUGUGAGAACGUGUUGCUGACUGCCGACAGCCGCCGGGCCAAACUCACCGACUUUGGCUUCAGCAAGGAGGUCAACGUCUACCCGGACCUGUGCACCACGUUCUGCGGCUCAGCAGCCUACGCUUCCCCGGAGGUGCUGAUGGGUGUCCCGUACGAUGGCAAGAAAUCCGACAUGUGGAGCCUGGGGGUGAUGUUUUUUGUCAUGGUGACCGGCCGCAUGCCCUUCAACGACUCCAACAUCCGCAGCCUACCCCAGCAGCAGAAGAAGGGGGUCCUGUACCCAGAGGGAACACCCCCAUUGCCAGGGCACUGCCAGGCCCUCAUCUCCCAGCUACUGAACUUCAAUGCGGAGCGCCGGCCUGGCGCGGGGCAGGUGGCCAAGAACUGCUGGCUGAAAGGAGACAUCUGA
Centrocercus urophasianus (Greater sage-grouse) is the source of this 834-nucleotide messenger RNA. RefSeq names its product testis specific serine kinase 6 (gene TSSK6). The record is from RefSeq and is a predicted model, not a curated record. The transcript has a single exon. Lineage: Eukaryota; Metazoa; Chordata; Aves; Galliformes; Phasianidae. Gene Ontology annotation, molecular function: tau-protein kinase activity; ATP binding; protein serine/threonine kinase activity. Gene Ontology annotation, biological process: microtubule cytoskeleton organization; protein phosphorylation; intracellular signal transduction. Gene Ontology annotation, cellular component: cytoplasm. The coding region runs from base 1 to 834 and encodes 277 amino acids.